CAUUUUUAACCCCACUCUCUCCUUCGUAUCAUACUAUAUUAGUACUACGAGUACCCACCUCUCUCUUUCACCUAACCCUUCUCCACUCUCUCCCUCCCCCUCAUUGAUAAAAUGUCAGUCAACCAUUACACCACAGACCACCACCACCAACAGACUCUCUUCUGGCAGCACCUCCACACCACCGACGCAUCGGAGCCAACCACAUGGCUCAGUGAAGACCAGAAAGAGUCUCUCUUCGAGAAAUCUCUCACACCAAGCGACGUAGGCAAACUAAACCGUCUCGUUAUACCAAAGCAGCACGCGGAGAAGUACUUCCCUCUGAACACCACCAUCUCCAGUAAUGCCGACACGUCGUCCUCGGACAAAGGGAUGCUUCUAAGCUUCGAAGACGAGUCGGGCAAGUGGUGGAGGUUCAGAUACUCUUACUGGAACAGCAGUCAAAGCUACGUGUUGACUAAAGGAUGGAGCAGAUACGUCAAAGACAAACAGCUCGACCCUGGCGACGUUGUUUUCUUCCAACGUCAACGUUCUGAUUACCGGAGACUCUUCAUUGGGUGGCGCAGACGCGGCCAAGGCUCCUCCUCUGCCUUGAAUACGACGUCGUAUUCUAGUUCCAUGGCAGCUCCUUCUUAUCUCCAAAUUAAUGCCUCAAGUAACAUGGCACCUCACUCAGAGUAUUCCCACUAUGGCACCGCCGUAACAACAGCUAUGGAGACUCACUCCAUACCAUCGUCUUCCGCCGUGGGGAGCUCGAGGACGGUGAGGCUUUUCGGUGUGAACUUGGAGUGUCAAAAGGAUGAAGAAGACGGAGAUGAUUCGGUUGCCACGGCAGCCGUCGCUGAGUGUCCUUAUCAUGACAGCUACUACGGCCAAAACAUGUACAAUUAUUACACUCAGCCUCAUAACAUGAAUAUAGGUUUCAUGGGGGAUACGAUGAAGCAGCCUGGAGAUAGACGAGGAUGAAAGAUCCAAAGACGUGACAAGAAAUGACUAAAAGCGCUUUAUGAGAGCCAGACUUUGAACAUUCUAUAUUAGCUAAUUCUCUGGAAAAUUUGUGCGCAAUUUUAAUAAAGAAAUGAUCUCAUUGGCUUCCGUACUGUAUGUAGAUAUAUUUGGAAAAAAAUAAAUAAAUUAGAAAGGAGAAAACAGAUCGCUGAA
Raphanus sativus (radish) is the source of this 1158-nucleotide messenger RNA. RefSeq names its product B3 domain-containing protein At5g06250-like. The transcript has 3 exons. NCBI's taxonomy places the organism in Eukaryota, Viridiplantae, Streptophyta, Magnoliopsida, Brassicales, Brassicaceae. Gene Ontology annotation, molecular function: DNA-binding transcription factor activity; DNA binding. Bases 112 to 963 code for a protein of 283 amino acids. The record is from RefSeq and is a predicted model, not a curated record.